UGCAAAAACCCAAGAAUGUGAUUCCCCGUUUCCGAUGGCAGCGUUGGUCUCCUCCGUCUCACCGGCGGCGCUCGCGGCCCGCCUCGCCCCCGGUCGAGCGUGGAUUAUGGACAGGUGGUCGAUCCGUGGUCCUCUACCUGUGGCAGCCACUGCUGCCUUCUCCGCAGGUGGAGGGAGCGGCGAGGAGAAGCGGCGGCGGCUCGUGCUCUAUAAGAAGCCCGGUUGUUGCCUCUGCGACGGCCUCGAGGAGAAGCUUCACGCUGCCCUCUCCCUCGCCGGAGGCCCACACUCCCUCCCUUCGGUCGACCUCCAGGUGAGGGAUAUCACGGGGAAUCCUGAAUGGGAGAUGCUUUACCAGUACGAGAUUCCAGUCUUGGCCAAGGUUCUUCCUGACGGAACCGAGGACUAUGGAUCAAUGUCGAUGACUUCAGGUGAUGCCCUCCAACCAAAGGCCUCUCAUGGAGCCACGAAACACUUCCGCGGUUAUCCCCUCGUCUCACGGUGGAGCUUAUUCAGAAAAAAAUUGCCGCUGCAUUUGAAAACUGAGAAAUUUUCUCUGUUCCUUGGAGGUUGUGACCCGUAUACAAGAAUGCACAAAGGGUGUCCAAUUUGUUUGUCCUUGAAUAAUGCUUCUCAAUUGCUGCUGUUAUGUUGCUGUUAUGCUUAUCUACUUUUGGAUUUUGUGUAAUUGGUAGGCUGUCAAUGUUCGUCUUU
Molecule: messenger RNA, 714 nt
Organism: Musa acuminata AAA Group (dessert banana)
Lineage: Eukaryota; Viridiplantae; Streptophyta; Magnoliopsida; Zingiberales; Musaceae
Exons: 4
Coding region: 35-688 (217 amino acids)
Source: RefSeq, a predicted model, not a curated record